AUGGCACAAAUGGCACAUGGCUGGGUGCUGAAUGGAUACGCAAAGCUUCUGGCCAGGGAGGCUAACGAUGCAACCGACAGCUCAGUCAGAAUGUUCAUAAUUCCUUCAUACACAGCUUCAUUGUGGGAUGCAGGAAUGUACAAAACCUACUUGUUCAAAAGGGUAGAUUUUUCACUCUACGAUUUGAUUGUGGUUCCAUGGAACAAGAAUGGUAAUCACUGGGUAGUGCUUGUGGCUCGUACGAAGGAUUUUACUGUGUCAGUGUACGACUCUCUAAAUGCAGACAACAGCCUCCUUAUUGAUAGAUUCUGCCUGUUCAUGAGUGAAAGAUCAAAGAUUGUAAAUGGUGGCUUUGACCAGUGGUUAAGUGUUCAACCUCCCACCAAUAAGCAGAGUGAUGGAUCUAGUUGUGGUGUAUUUGUGUUGAUGACACUCGAGUGCCUAGUGAAUGGAAAGCCUUCUUUGAUUCUGCGCCAGGUACAUGUGCUAAUGUUUCGAAGGUAUGUGAAGGACAGGCUACUUGCUAAAGGGAUACGCAGCACACACUUAUGUGAUUCACUAACAUGCAAGGACCCAAGAGGUGAAGGGUCAUGUGUGAUGUAUGCUCCAGGUGGCUGCGUAAGGCUUGUUCACCCAAGACAGUGGAGGAAAAUGAACAUUAUCGUUGUGAAGUUUGUGAUGCGCAAUACAGUUAAACUUGUACUUGUCCUUGUCACAGUACUUUCACAUUUAUGUGUAGACAUGUGA
Messenger RNA from Mercenaria mercenaria, 747 nucleotides. RefSeq lists its product as uncharacterized. Gene Ontology annotation, molecular function: cysteine-type peptidase activity. Lineage: Eukaryota; Metazoa; Mollusca; Bivalvia; Venerida; Veneridae. The transcript is spliced from 5 exons. Gene Ontology annotation, biological process: proteolysis. The record is from RefSeq and is a predicted model, not a curated record. The coding region runs from base 1 to 747 and encodes 248 amino acids.